This is a messenger RNA of Nothobranchius furzeri (turquoise killifish), 7733 nucleotides long. The record is from RefSeq and is a predicted model, not a curated record. NCBI's taxonomy places the organism in Eukaryota, Metazoa, Chordata, Actinopteri, Cyprinodontiformes, Nothobranchiidae.
UUCAGCCAGAUUAUUCUUUUAAACCCUGACUUCACAGUCUUUCCUAAGACACUUAAUUAGACUCUUAAUAACAUUAACUAUAUUUUUGCUUCUGUGUCAGAUUAUUGGUAAGUGGUGGUUCCCAGGCAUACCCAAAUUUCCUUGUUCCAUUGUCAAUUGGACAUUAAAGAUUCAAUAAUAUUUAUGAUUCAUAAUGUUAUGAAUAUGUUUCAUUUUUCAUUGACCAUUAAUUGCGACCACUUACAAAAUGUUACACACUUUACCCACCUUGCCUGCAGGUGAUUGUCGGAGAGACCGGUGACACCUGUGCUCGGCAGCCUCGCUUCCGUUAGUGUGCCCGAGGGCAGCUGUGGCUACGCUGUAGCUCAUCUUCACCGGCAUGUGAGUGGGUGGAUGACUGUGUUGUGAAGUGCUUUGGGGAAAACUCUAAGAAGGUGCUUUCCAAAUACAGGCCAUUUACUGUCUAAACAGGGAUGUCCGCUGUUAUCAGUAUCUGCCGAUAUCAUUACCUACAAUUAAUAUUGGUAUUGGUUUUCAAGUUUUUAAUGACACAACCUUUACACAAUGUUCACAUAUUAUAGCCUGGCCAGCCAGGCCCAUGCUUUCUUAUGGGAAGCAUGGGCUGGGAACUCUACUAUUCAAAUAACCCCACCCCUAAGAAUUCUAACCGAGCCAGUUAGCGCUGAGCAACGUAUGCCACACACUGGGAUGCUCAGUUUCUCAUAAAACACGAAGAUGGUGUCUGAAGCUGAGUUUGUUAUUUUUGACCUGGCUUGUUCCGACCUUAAUGUGCCUCUCUGCUUGUGAGUAACCAGACUAGUUCUCUAUGUAGAAAUAAAUAGAGGACGACACAUAUCAUACAUCCAACUAUGCAGCUAUUUCUUCUCUCUCACAAAAUAUAACAAAUCUGGGGUACAGUUUUUAAAAUAUUUUAGUUUAUUUAGCACAACAUGCAAAGUAGAAAUUUGCCCUGUGCAGUGAACAUACGUUUUCUUCACAGCAUGUAGCUGUAUGUAACUAGACAGCUAACAAACAACUAAACAAAAAAGAGAAUUUUCACCCAAAGCUUGAUUUUCUCAUCUGAAAAUGUUAAUAUAUUUUUCACUGCCAUAUAUAUGGUUCCCCUGAUUGAUCUAAAACUUGGUCAUUUAUUCUCUGCUGUCAAGACGAACUUAAGGAAUUUGGGUGUUAUUUUUGACCAAUCAAUGUCCCUUGAAGGUCACUCAAAACCAUUGGUCCGAAACAGUUUUUAUCACUUAAGAAAUAUCUCCAAACUGAGAAGGCUGGUGUCAAAACAUGAGCUUGAAGUGGUUCUCCAUGCCUUUAUCUCCUCCCGUUUAGAUUACUGUAACACACGUUUCUCAUGUUUUAACAAAAAAAGCCCUUGACCUCUUUCAGUUGGUCCAGAACUCUGCAGCAAGGCUCCUAACUGGAGCAAACAGAAGAGCACACAUCACUCCUAUUAUAAUGUCUCUGCACUGGUUACCCGCUAACUUAGAGUUCAUUUUAGAAUCCUGACUAACUUUCAAUGCUCUACAUGAUCAAGCUCCUCCCUGUAUUACUGCUAUUGCUGGACCUGACUGCAGCCUUUGACACUGUUGACCAUCACCUGCUACUGGAGAGGCUGAGAGACUGGGUAGGCCUAUCAGGAACUGCUCUGGAGUAGUUCUCCUCUUAUCUUUCUGAGCAUUCCUUUUCUGUGGCAGUUUCCAAGUUUAGGUCCUCCACCACCUCCCUUGCCCAUGGUGUCCCACAAGGUUCUGUGCUGGGGCCUCUGCUCUUCCUCCUCUAUCUGCUUCCUCUUCAGCACAUGCUGAGCUCCUUCAAAGGAAUCUCCUACCAUCUUUAUGCAGAUGUCAUCCAACUGUACAUCUCCUUUAAGCCCCAUGAGAUGUCUAAGCUGCAGCUGUUACACACCUGCUUAGACUCUAUUAAAACCUGGAUGGCUGGGAGCUUAUAACAGCUGAAUGAAGACUGAGAUCCUCAUCUGUGACCCAGACAAGUUGGUUCCCAAAGUCAGAGACUCUCUUGGUCAGCUUGCUUCUCACACCAAACCUUCAGUCAGCAAUCUUGGCGUGACCUUUGACCCAGCUCUCACCCUGGAUUCUCAUGUCAGUUCUCUUGUUCGCUCUUCCUUCUUCCAUCUCAGGAACAUUGCAAAGCUGAGUCCCAUUCUGUCCCGCUCUGAACUUGAGACAGAUAUCCACACCUUCAUCUCCUCACGCUUAGUCUACUGUAACUCUCUUUUCACGUGUCUGAGCAGAACCUCCCUGAACUGUCUACAGGUGGUUCAGAAUGCCUGUGCUCUGCUUCUGACGAAGUCCUCCAAACACACCCACAUCACCCCACUUCUUCUCCAGCUUCACUGGCUGCCAGUCAACUUCAGAGUUCAUUUCAAGAUCCUGGUUCUGGUCUACAGGGCCUUACAUGAACAAGCACCAUCUUACAUUGGUGAUCUUCUUAGUCCCUACACCCCCAGCAGGUCCCUGAGGUCCAGUGAUCAAAGCCUACUGAUUGUGCAGCGCACCAGGCUAAAGACCAAAGGUGACAGAUCAUUUGCUGCUGUGGCCCCCAGACUCUGGAACUCUCUCCCCCUGAGCCUGAGAUCAGUGGACUCAGUGGUCUCCUUUAAAAAGCAGCUGAAGACUCCCUUGUUCAAGCUGGCUUUUGUAUGACCUUCUUCACCACUCUCUCUUUAUUCUGCAUUCCCCACCUAUUCUACCUUCCUCAGGAUCCACUGAUUUCCCUCUUUCCUAGUCACUCUCUCUCUUUCUUAACAUGUUUUAAUCACAAUUGUCAAUUAGUUUCUCAUUUUAAAUAUAUUUUUAACCAUUUUCUAAAUUAUUUUUUAUGUUUUUACAUUUUUCGUUUUUGUGAAGUGCCUCGUGGUUUUUAUCUUGAGAGGCGCUAUAGAAAUUUUCUUCUUCUUCUUCUUCUUCUUCUUCUUCUUCUACUGAACUGUUAAAGCCUUAUGCUCCAACCUAAGCCCUCAGGUCCGCACACCAGAACUUUCUAGAAGUUCCAAAGACCAGAUAUAAAAUUCGAGGGGAUCGUUCCUUCCAGACUGUUGCACCCCGACUUUGGAAUGAGCUUCCUUCAUCCUUGCGCAGCAUUGACAGUCUGAACACUGUUAAAAAACAGCUAAAGACUAUUUUAUUUAAAGCUGAUUUAACCUAAACAUUUUUUGUCUUAUUUUUAACUCAAAUUUGUAAAAAUCUUUCAUCUGUUUAUGAAAUUUUAUAAUUGUAUGACUUUAUUUUUUCUGAUGUGAAUCUAUUUCUGUUUUGAGAUCAUUAUGAUUUUACGACUGUUUUAUUUUGUUUUGAUCUAUGUGAGACACUUUGUGAUUCUAUGUCUGUGAUAAGUGCUAUAUAAAUAAAAUUUACUUACUUACUUACUUUAUAGAGAGAAAAUGCAUUACUAACCAACACACACCCCUUAGCGUGAGAUUCAGCUGCUGUUGGAGACAAAAUAAAUAUGGCACUUGUCCUGUUAUUAACUUCAAUUAAAGUAGUUGUCAUUUUGCACAGACAAUGUUUAAAAUGUAUGUAUGAUAGGAGACAUGUGGCGUUACUAACCUAAAAUGUUUCGUUUUUCUUAUUUAAUGACAGGGGGCCUUAUAAGUAGUAUACAUACACCGGGCUCUAGCUGUAGCAUAAGGUCAGCAACACAGAGCAGAACAAGUGCUUUUCAACAUUGGCCAGCUGAAGGGGAUUGGGGAAUGCUCAACCUUCUCACGGAGUUUUCCAAACAUCUGAAAGAGACCCUGAGACAGACUCACCAAUGGAGUUCUUUAUUGUUUUGGGUCUUGCAACUUUGGUAUCACAUUGGAGGAAAUCAAAAUAUCUAUGUUCCUCCUGUAUCUGUUACCUGCAUAAAUGGAUGGAAAUUGGUGGACGGAAAAAACACAAAGAACCCCAGUUGAUCAAAUAUUGGUGCACAAUGCUGUUUGAUUAAAUAGUCAUGUUUGCUUGCCAUGUUAGCAAAGCUUUCCAUUAGCUAUGUUUAUCCAAAGGCCAACUCAGCCCAUUAGAAACCAGCGGCAUAACCACAAACCUCUAAUACAACAUUCAAUGUCUUUUAUUAUAAAUUGUAUUUAUUGUUGAAAAGCCUGGCUUGCUCAGGGAAUGAGUGUUUCUUUCAUUAGCUAUAACCUCUGUGGCAAUGAUUGAAAUAUCCUGCAGCUUAGAGAGAACAAAGGCUACAACACAAACUCAUGUUGAUUACUUCUAGUUAGUUUCUUUCAACGAAUCUAAGAGUUUUACAAGGAUUUAUGUUGCUAUGAACAGAUGAAUUGCUUUGCAUCCAUAACCUUGUUGCCGCUGCAACCUCAUGAAGCAACUUAAAAACUUAGAAAUGAAAAAAGACGCUAGACCAAACAUAAUUUUAUGCAAAAUCACAUCCAGCGUUAAAGCUGGCAAGGGGGAAGAGGGGCUUUUGUGCGAUAGUAUUUAAAAACAUGAAUAAUCAGAGGAUUGUUUUUUUAAAAAAAGUCUUCCCUCCUUUUGGGAUAUUGACAAUGUUGCAUUGGGUUUCACACAGUAAACGUGCUGCAGACAUGAAUGAAGAGCAGAACACAGCUCCUUCCUCACUUUAUGGUGAGAAGUGGGUGUGAAUGUCAGAUUGUCAGUUUCAGACAGUCACAGAAAAUGAGUGAAACAGACACCUUCUGUCCAACAAAGGGAAGAUGUUGUAGGAGGGGGAUUUUCUGAAACUAGCUAACCAUCUGUACAAUGUAUAAGUUGUCUAAAGAGUUUUACGUACUAAGAUGAUAUUUAUAUUCUAUACAUAUUUUAGGGUUAUUUGCUAAAUUUAAAGGAAGUUUGUGGCAUUCGUUCUAGCAAAAUUACAACUAUGUCCGCCACUGCUGGUCUGGAUUUAAACGGUACCCGUGUAAUUACGCUGAAUAUUACAUGUCAUCCCAUGAAAAGCAUGUCAGGAAUCACCUUGUGAUUAUAAACGAAUACCGUUCAUUUGAAUGUCUUCAUGUCCCUCCUUUCUUACCCUCUUUCUCCUUUUAAAUCCUCAUAUCCUUUAAUCCCCUCUUAUCUCUGAUAAACGCAUCACUCCUUGCAUGCUUUCUUUUAAUGGCUGUGUCUGCUUAGCAUGGUGCCACUAAAUUAUACCAUCAAUCUGUUGGAUUAUUACCACAAUAUUCAAUCAUCCUCUUUGGUUAGUUGUUCAUGACUCCAGUCAUGAACUGAGCAUCUUAACUACCGUGGGACCAACACUAUAUGUUUUUCUCCCAAACAUUGACAGUCUAGUACAUUGCACGAGUGUGUUGUGGAUUUAAAGGUAUUGCGGAGGAUGUUUCUGAGUUUCAGGAAAGAACCACCCUCUCCAAGUUUUGAAAGGAUGCACACUCUGUUUACAAGUAUUGUAAUAUAUUAUCUUCUAGCAGUAAUCUAAAAGGAAUUACACCAAAUAACAUGCCGAACUGUAGCUUAAUUUCGAGAAGAAAACUGACGACAGAGGCGUUUGUGGGGAGCCCUACCUUCGCUUUCAGCGCACGCCAUCAUUGAAAAGAGUCUAAUAAAAAACGUUGAUCUUAUUACUCACUUCGGAAGCCUUUCUGUUAUUAUUGUAGACUUCAAAGAAACUUUUUCUCUUGCAACUCUUAGCCAUUUUCAAAAGAAAAUUGACAUGGUGAAAACGGCAAAGAAUGAAGGCAUAUCAUUAAACACAUAGGCAGAACACUCUUGCGUAGGAAAUGAAAACUACCCAACAACAACGGCUUUGAUGACGGCCUUGUGUGAAUGGUUCACCAGAAUGAUUGACAGUUAUGCAAACCAAACAUUCAGAUGAUACACCCAGAAGAAAAAGAUUCUCCGCUAUACCUUUAAAGAGCAAGUAACGUCUAAAUUAACUUUUUUUGCUGAUGAACUGUAUAAAUGAGUGUCUAAUAGUGUUUUAAAUGUGUAUAUUCAUUAUUUUAGCAUUUUGGUGCAUUUUCCUUAAAAAUUUAAAAUUCUGCCUAAAUACCACAGUAUAGCGCCACCUUCAGCUUUAAACAUAGAGUUUGAGUCAUUUUGAAUACACUUUAGCCAUUUGCUAAAGAGAAAUAUACUACGUAAACCAGUAGAGUACUACGUAGCAGCUCUGUGUCAAAGUUAUAAAAGCAUCGAGAGUUUCGGCCACGCCUUGUGGCGAGUUGGGAGUUGGAUUUGCAAGCGAGUGUAGGACGGUUAGAGGUAGUUCAGCAUUAGCAUUAGCAUAUCCUAAUCUUUAGCAUAGCUUUUAGUGUGAUACAUACUUAUUUACUGUUAGCUUGGCUGUUGGAUAUUGUAGUUUAGUUAGUGUUUGGCUGUUAGUGUAAUUAGGAAAGUAGUUCGAGUUUAGUGCUCCAUAUCGUGUUAGUAUGGUGAGAAGGUGUAGUAUAGUGGGUUCGGUUGCUCUGUGGGGUUGCACUCCUUUCCGCUGGACUUAGAAAUUAGGCGCCAGCGGUUGCGCGCAAUCGGUGUCUGGAAAACAGUCAGCUCCCGCCUGGUGCUGUAGUUUGCAACCAGCGUUUUACCCGUGAUUCCUUCGCCAACAUGACGAAGUUUGAACUGGGUUAUUCUGCACGUCGUUUGAAGAGGCCGUGCCCACCGUGGCUCUUCCACGAUUUAGAUGCAGCCCACCGACUCUGCUCCCCCACCACGGCGGGCUCCAGUCUGAGGUGAGUAAGCUAAAUAAAAGUUUUAACAUCUUCUAAAGACAAUACCCUACCUAAAUGCAAAGUUUGAGAGAUGUGAUUCACUUCAUUUAGCGAAUAGUCUGCACUGCCUACGGGCUGAUUUGUCAAGUUCAAAAAAUGUGGAACGGGAUGUAAGGUUAGAAUCAGCGGCGAAUCGGAACAUAUCUCGAAGCCCUGGCCGAUGAAACGGUCCACAUGACUGUUAGUGUCAGGCUCAGAGAAAAUUCGGGUUGUUUUUGUGUCAUUCGGUAAUUCUGCAACAGUGACUCUAACGCAGCACUAGUUGACAGACAGCAUUACAGUGUGAAAUCCAGCUUUACACCACAGCGUGACCCGGUUCUGUGAGGAAUUCUGUUCAGGUCGCAUUUCAGGCUCUCCACAUCAUACGUGACUGACUUUUACGUUAUAAUAAUGAUCACACACUAGGAAUGUUAUAAAGCACCUAUAUCUGACAGUUUCUUUUGUAUAUUAUCUGACUUUAUAAACUCCAACAACAAUGUGCUUCUAUUUUUUUUUCAGGCUAAAUCUACCCAAGACGUUGGCUGUCAGACUGAUUUAGUAGUCUGCAAGAAUGCACUUGUCCAGGCUGACGUGAAGCCUUACCAGCGUAGCAAAGCCACCGAGUAGAGCUCACAGCCUCAGAGAGCAUGGCGGAAAUUCAUCUUCCAGAAAGUCCCAGAGCAGCGUCCACACCCCUGAAAAGACCAAGAUGUGAGGUGUCUGCUGUUGAUUCCAGCUUCCACCUCAGUGACAGUGCAAGCUCAGUGAACUGUUCAAGGUAAAAAAAUUAAAACAUUUCUGAAUUUUUAAGAUAUUAACAAUUACAUAAACGUAUGUGAUUACAUCAUGACAUCAUGAAGGAGGCUACUGAUUCUGCCCCUGUGACACUUGGUGGUGACGUGUGAGCUGAUUCACCUGGUAAAUAACUUUUACAUUAAAUAUUUUGUUCUUUGCUAUCAAAAGUAAAUUAACUAAUAACCUGCAUUAUUGCAGGACACUCAGCAAAAUAUGGACUCUACACCAUGAGGCAGGCACACGUUAAUAAUCUAUAAGAGCA